UUGAACUCUUUUCAGAUGGAAACAUGUGCAUCCUGAGCACACUACUGCUUUUGUGCAACAUAGCCGUCCUCUGUGGCGCAGAGAGCGAUGUUCAGCUUCAGGACGACACGGCACCCCUCCAGGUGGAAUUCCAGUCAGUGAACUUCAGAAAUGUCCUACACUGGAAACACCAUUCCAAGGCACCGGGAGACCUGCAGUAUUUUGUGCAGUAUAAAGUGUACGGAGACAAGCAGUGGAGUGUGUGUGAGCCGUGCCAGGCUAUCCAUAAACUGCAUUGUGACCUGAGCCAGGAGACGUCUGACCCGCGCCAGUGGUACUACGCAAGAGUUCAGGCUCGAUCCUCUGAAGGUCUCUCACCAUGGGUCAUCAGCGCCAGGUUUCACCCUCAGUGGGACACCACUUUCAGCCCGCCAAAACUCAAGCUGAAUGUGACAGAGCAAGGCAUUGUGGUCUGGAUCAAACCUCCACGGACUCCUGUACAAGGACAGAGGAACAGCAAGGUCUCGGUUACAAAACUGCUGAACCUGAUCUUUAGGAUUUACCUCAUUUACGACGGGGUGGAGCAGAUCCACGAAACCAAAAGCUGCCCGAGGAAACUCCUGAUCGAGCAUUUAAGCCCUCGAACCACGUACUGUAUUCAAGCCGUGACUGUCAUGCCCCUCUCGGGGCUUACAAGCCCGAGGAGUCCUGAGUCCUGCAUCAGCACCCUGUAAAGUGUUACAACCUGCUACACUGGAUCUCGACAGCAGCGGAGACAUUUGAGACAACCAUCGCUGUCCAUCACACAGUCCUGCCUUUAUGUUUGUCCACACAGUCCACAGGGAGCAAUAGCGGGUUAGGGGAGGGAACAACCUGCACGCUACACACCAAAACAUCAUCACCUGAUAUCCAGGAAUUGCUCAUUUGGCAUAAGGUCCUGCUGGGAGCUGUUCAGAUCUGACAGAAAAACAGUUCUGACUGUAUUUAGUUUUUGAUCCAGGACAUGCUUUGUUGUGAUUUUUAGAGCAGAAAUGUUUUCAUCAUCACCAAGCUCUAGAACACCAACCAGAAAUGUCUAGAAAGAUUUAAUAUAUGUA
Hemibagrus wyckioides is the source of this 1076-nucleotide messenger RNA. RefSeq names its product interleukin 22 receptor, alpha 2 (gene il22ra2). The transcript is spliced from 5 exons. Lineage: Eukaryota; Metazoa; Chordata; Actinopteri; Siluriformes; Bagridae. The record is from RefSeq and is a predicted model, not a curated record. Gene Ontology annotation, molecular function: protein binding. Bases 24 to 713 code for a protein of 229 amino acids.